AUGGGUGCGAAUGCGGCGCGGUGCUGCGUGCAUCGCAUCACUCCGUUGCCGCCGCCGCCGCCUCCGUCUCGUCCGUCGUCACUCUGCGUUCGUCCCUACGAUCAACGAAGAAACGACCGCCAUGCCAACCGGCACGGACCGACGACCAACCGACCGACCGACCGACCAACCGACCAGCCGGCUGAUACACAGCAGCAACGCGACACCGCGCCCGCAGCGGCACGACUUUUCGAUCGGCGCUGA
Messenger RNA from Soboliphyme baturini, 243 nucleotides. The record is from the annotation of a GenBank genome assembly. NCBI's taxonomy places the organism in Eukaryota, Metazoa, Nematoda, Enoplea, Dioctophymatida, Soboliphymatidae.